AUGAUUGGAGUGUAAAAUCACCUAGGAGAAGAGAGAAAAUUGCUUGGUUCCUCUCUUGGCUUGUAAGUAGAAAAUGCAAAUGGAGAUAGAAGUGAAAAGUGUGAUGAAUCUAUUAACUUAGAAAGCUGCUUUUAGUUUGAGGAAGAUUUUGAUGACGAAAGUUCUAGAUUAAAAAAUAAUAAUUUAAAAAGCUCAUCAGAAACUCAAAAAGAAGAUGAAAAUAAAUAAACAAAAUUUAAUAUAUUCUUAUAAAAAGUUAAAAGCCUACUAACAUUCAACAGAAAGUUUGUUAAUUUUAAACAAAUUUACCAAUAACUUUUUUUUGAUGGAGUUUUGGCAAUUUAUUUUUUAAGAAUGCGUAAAAGAUGUCAAAAAUAUGUGGAAAUAUCUUUUAAAGAUGAACAAUGUAUGAGAGAAAUUUCUAAUGAGCUUAAAAAGGACUCGUUUUACUACUAUAACUGUGCUAAUCCAGGUAAUAAAUGUAUAGUUUGGGGAAAACUAAAUUAAUGGGAGGAUUUUUAAAGUCAUGUCUAAAAUGGUUCUCCUAAAAAAUCUAAGCCUUAUCCUCCCUAUUAUACUUUAAGUUCUUUCAAUAAGAAUGAAGAGAUAAAAAUUGAAACAAAUUAAUGUUCUUCUGUUUUUUGCGAGCAAUCAUCAUUAAAGACUUUUACCAAAAGAGGAAUACUCUAUCGCUUGAUAACCUCAUUAUAUGCAUUGAAUCUUUUUAAAAUAAAUAUUCAGCCUGAAAAUAUAUCAGUUAAAUUUGGAUUUGUGUAUGUUUUUGGAGAAAAAGUUGUUAAUUCAGCAGGAGAUUUAUAUAUGAAACCUAUUAGAAUAUUUUAAUCAAUAAAUUAUUAAAAUUAUAGAAGAGACCAGACAGUAUUUAGUGCUUUUGGAGUCAUAGUAGGAGGAUUAAGUUUUUACUUCUUGAUAAAAUUCUUUAAGAAUGCUUUCAUGUGUUCAAAAAAGAAAAGGUUAUUAGAAAGAAUAAAAGAAUUCUUUGUGAAGCCCAAAGAAGUGAAUAAUUAAAAUAAGAACAAAUAAGUGAAAUACUAAAAAAUUUGA
Molecule: messenger RNA, 1065 nt
Organism: Tetrahymena thermophila SB210
Lineage: Eukaryota; Ciliophora; Oligohymenophorea; Hymenostomatida; Tetrahymenidae
Product: transmembrane protein, putative
Exons: 1
Source: RefSeq, a predicted model, not a curated record